AUCUGCUUUUUGCCGCUCUCGUUUGUAAAAUGAUUCUGAUUUGCGUUCAUCAAUAACGUUUUUAUCAGAAAUCCAGAACCAUGCCGAUCUCCUGUUCAGCUGUCGAUUGCUCGAAUCGGUUCGUCAAAGGAUCAGAGAUUCGAUUCUACAGGUUCCCGAUCAGCAAGCCUCAGCUGGCUGAGCAAUGGGUACGAAGCCUCGGGAGAAAAAACUUUGUUCCCACUCAGAACUCGUGUUUGUGCUCGGAGCAUUUUCAGCCUGACUGCUUCCGUGACUAUAAUGGAAAACUGUUUCUCAGAGAGGAUGCAGUGCCGACUAUUUUCUCAAACUCUGGAGGAGAUGGUUCAAAGAUCGAGCUGCGGAAAAACCGAGGAGGAUUAGUGGCAAAGGAUGCCAACGAUUCUAGUCGAUUUGCUUCACUUUCUGGACCGAAGGACAGAAGACAACCUAUAAGAGACUCCAGCAUGAAGGGCAGAGGCAUGAAUGAUCGGAGACGUGGAGGAGGGAAACUCUCCUCAAUCGACAGACAGUCGCUGUCUCUGAAGAGUAAAGUGUAUGACAGUAAAGGCAUGCUGAUCUCCUGUGGGAAGGAUCUGUGUGACUGUCUGGACGUGGACUGUAUGGGCUGCUUCUAUCCAUGUCCUGAAUGUGGCUCUCGGAAGUGUGGUGUCGAAUGCCGCUGCGACCGCAAGUGGCUGUAUGAGCAGGUGGAGGUGGAGGGAGGAGAGAUCAUCCGCAAUAAGUUUGCCAAUUAGUCAACCUGUUGGAAGAGCGAGAAGAUAAUAUUAUUGCUGCUUUUCAGCAUUAAGGACCGGCACUAACUCUGUAAAUGGACAUUCCUGGGGUACAUGGCUCAUUGGGUGUAUUGUUUAAUUUUUUAAAUGUAAACAUUUAAUAAAGAAUGCUAUCUUA
Danio rerio (zebrafish) is the source of this 912-nucleotide messenger RNA. RefSeq names its product ARF like GTPase 14 effector protein (gene arl14ep). The record is from RefSeq and is marked provisional. Gene Ontology annotation, molecular function: DNA binding. NCBI's taxonomy places the organism in Eukaryota, Metazoa, Chordata, Actinopteri, Cypriniformes, Danionidae.